Messenger RNA from Rhipicephalus sanguineus (brown dog tick), 1072 nucleotides. Its product is annotated as E3 ubiquitin-protein ligase UBR2. Gene Ontology annotation, cellular component: cytoplasm; ubiquitin ligase complex. Lineage: Eukaryota; Metazoa; Arthropoda; Arachnida; Ixodida; Ixodidae. The record is from RefSeq and is a predicted model, not a curated record. Gene Ontology annotation, molecular function: ubiquitin protein ligase activity; zinc ion binding. Gene Ontology annotation, biological process: ubiquitin-dependent protein catabolic process via the N-end rule pathway; protein ubiquitination.
CGAGCACAAGAACCACAAGUACAAGAUGAGCAUGAGCUGUGGCGGUGGCUACUGCGACUGCGGUGACAUCGAAGCGUGGCGGUCGUCCCCAUUCUGCGAGACUCAUGGUCGGGCCGUCAGGCAGCAGGAGGAGGGUCGGGAUGGGAAUGAGCCCAAUCCGCUGGACCGGCUCCCUCCGGACCUGGUGAGCCGUGUGGAGCUGGUGCUGCGGGCGGUGCUGCUCUACUGCCACCAGAUGCUGACGUGGGGCAAGUCCACCGAGCUGCCACCGGACCUGGCCCAGUCGUCCGUGCCUCGACUGCAGGAGACCUACGUCACCAUGCUGUUCAACGAUGAGACGCACACCUACGAACAGGUUAUCCAGACCCUGAACAGGGCCAUUGAAUGCUCACACCGGGAGGCCAUAGAAUAUGCAACCAUGGUGGACCGCGAGGGCCGCAGCGUGGUCCGGAGCUCGACGUUCCCCGAUUGCUUGCAGGUGAAGCAGCACAUUGAGAGGAUCACGUCGCGGCAUGGCAGCCGUCCCCUGAGGGUUCUGGUGAUGCACUCGUCGGUGGUGGCGCACCAGACGUUCGCCAUGCGGCUACUCACCUGGCUACAGGGCUUCCUUGCACAGUGCCAAGCGUUUCGCCUGAUCCUGAGCGACGUCAUGAUGGCGCCAACGCCCGUGGAGGGCUUUGCGCUGGUGCGGUGCAUCAUGCGCUCGGAUGCGCAGCUCUGGAAGACGGCGCGUGCCCAGUGGCACCAGAUUCUCAUCGGGGGCAUGCUCAUGGACGCCCGGUGCAAGCAGGACUUCGCCCGGGCGUUCACGCGUGACUACCCGGACUUGCUCAAGGAGUUCGUGGCCGAUGACCACGAGCACCCCGUUUCCAUCACCUCGCUGUCGGUGCAGAUCUUCACCGUGCCCACGCUGGCGCACCUACUCGUCGCGGAGGAAGAUGCCAUCGCCGUCCUGCUCAGGCGAGCGUCCGUCACCUUCGGUUUCUUCCUCCUAUUCUUCUCGGAAUUUUGCGAUGAACUUCACCCACAAAUGAUCGUCUCAGCUGACAAACCAAAUGCUAUGCAACGCUGA